Molecule: messenger RNA, 1140 nt
Organism: Suricata suricatta (meerkat)
Lineage: Eukaryota; Metazoa; Chordata; Mammalia; Carnivora; Herpestidae
Gene: FUT9
Product: fucosyltransferase 9
Exons: 2
Coding region: 34-1140 (368 amino acids)
Cellular component (GO): membrane
Molecular function (GO): alpha-(1->3)-fucosyltransferase activity
Source: RefSeq, a predicted model, not a curated record
UUGAGUAGCUUAACAACUGCUUAUGUGCUUCCCAUGAUAUGUUCUCCAUAUGCAAAAAUUAUGACAUCAGCAUCCAAAGGAAUUCUCCGCCCAUUUUUAAUCGUCUGCAUUAUCCUGGGCUGCUUCAUGGCAUGUCUGCUCAUUUACAUCAAGCCCACCAACAGCUGGAUCUUCAGUCCAAUGGAGUCAGCCAGCUCAGUGCUGAAAAUGAAAAACUUCUUCUCCACCAAAACUGAUUAUUUUAAUGAAACUACUAUCCUGAUUUGGGUGUGGCCAUUUGGGCAGACCUUUGACCUUACAUCUUGCCAAACAAUGUUCAACAUCCAAGGAUGCCAUCUUACCACAGACCGUUCCCUCUACAACAAAUCUCAUGCGGUUCUGAUCCAUCACCGAGACAUCAGUUGGGAUCUGACUAACUUACCUCAGCAGGCUAGGCCACCCUUCCAGAAAUGGAUUUGGAUGAAUUUGGAAUCACCAACCCACACACCUCAAAAGAGUGGCAUUGAGCACCUGUUCAACUUGACUCUGACUUAUCGCCGUGACUCAGAUAUCCAAGUGCCUUAUGGCUUCUUGACGGUGAGCACAAAUCCCUUCGUGUUUGAAGUGCCAAGCAAAGAGAAGUUAGUGUGCUGGGUAGUAAGUAACUGGAACCCUGAGCAUGCGAGGGUCAAGUAUUACAAUGAGCUGAGCAAAAGCAUUGAAAUCCAUACAUACGGGCAAGCAUUUGGAGAGUAUGUGACUGAUAAAAAUUUGAUUCCUACCAUAUCUACCUGCAAAUUUUAUCUGUCUUUUGAAAACUCAAUCCACAAAGAUUACAUCACAGAAAAGCUCUAUAAUGCUUUUCUGGCUGGCUCUGUCCCUGUGGUUCUGGGGCCGUCUAGGGAAAAUUAUGAGAAUUAUAUUCCAGCAGAUUCAUUCAUUCAUGUGGAAGAUUAUAACUCUCCCAGUGAGCUUGCAAAGUAUCUGAAAGAAGUUGACAAAAACAAUAAGUUAUACCUUAGUUACUUUAACUGGAGGAAGGAUUUCACAGUAAAUCUUCCACGAUUUUGGGAAUCACAUGCAUGCCUGGCUUGUGAUCAUGUGAAAAGGCAUCAGGAAUAUAAAUCUGUGGGUAAUUUAGAGAAAUGGUUUUGGAAUUAA